This is a messenger RNA of Ictalurus furcatus (blue catfish), 3704 nucleotides long. It is a transcript of the gene lgr4, whose product is annotated as leucine-rich repeat containing G protein-coupled receptor 4. The coding region runs from base 650 to 3523 and encodes 957 amino acids. The record is from RefSeq and is a predicted model, not a curated record. Gene Ontology annotation, molecular function: protein-hormone receptor activity; protein binding; G protein-coupled receptor activity. NCBI's taxonomy places the organism in Eukaryota, Metazoa, Chordata, Actinopteri, Siluriformes, Ictaluridae. The transcript has 18 exons. Gene Ontology annotation, biological process: G protein-coupled receptor signaling pathway. Gene Ontology annotation, cellular component: membrane.
GCGGUUAAACUUCCGUCCUCCCCAGCUAAUAGCCAUGUCGAGAAGUCAUGAAUAUGCAGCAGCUCAUUAGCAUAUUCAGCAGCUCGUGCGUAGCUGGCUGUCCCGAGCAGAAAGCGAGGCAGGAUCGCGAGCGCUGCACGAACCCAGGGGCGGAUAUCGCGCGAAUGUGUUUUUCUGUGCGAAACGGAGGAAACACGCCGAAAAACGUCACCACCGAGGCGCUUUCUCUGCUCGCCGUUUUGUCACCUUGUUCUUCAGCGAACCUUCGGGAAGCACAACGCGGUGUGCGGUCUUGUUUUGGUUGGAGAAACAAAAGCGGUAAAAAAAAAAGAGAGAAAACCCCACGGGGAAAGGUGUUUGUGUGGUCGUACGGGACUCGAGGCGGCGCGGCGCGGCAUGAACGCCCGCUCACCGGCCCUGUUUUGGGUGAGAGACGGGAGCGCUCGGUUUAACCGCGACAUGCACCGAUAAACAAAGAGGCGGCUACUUUCCUGUCCGUUAACUCGCCCGCAGACUGAACUCUUAAAAAAAUAAUAACAACACCGAAACACUCAAGAAAGAAGGAACGCGGGAUAAAGCUGCUGUGGGAGUGGGUUGGUCUCCGGAGCUGGUGUGCAACAACAUAAAUAAUAAUUAAAAAACAGCCACGAUGAUGCCCUCUUUUGCCGUCCGGAUCCUCGUUCUCGGCUUGUGCGUGCGCGGCGCCGCGGCUCAGGCAGCGUCCACUGCGGCCGUGUGCGCACCCGCGUGCCGCUGCGACGGGGACGGCGGUGCUGACUGCUCCGGGAGAGGACUGAGCUCCGUGCCGAGCGGCCUCAGCGCCUUCACCUACUACCUUGACCUCAGCAUGAACAACAUCACGGAGCUUCCUGCGAAUGUGUUCAAGAACCUGCCGUACCUGGAGGAACUGAGAUUAGCAGGUAAUGAUCUUACUUUCAUCCACCCAGAAGCUCUGUUUGGUCUCCACCAGCUCAAAGUACUCAUGCUUCAAAAUAACCAGCUGAAGACGGUUCCCAGUGCUGCUCUGAAGAACCUCCAUGCUCUGCAGUCUCUGCGCUUGGAUGCGAACCACAUCACAGUGGUGCCUGAGGACAGUUUCCAGGGCUUGCAGCAGCUCAGACACCUGUGGCUGGAUGAUAACAGUCUGACCGAGGUUCCAGUCGUGCCUCUGCAGCAUCAGGGGAACCUGCAGGCGCUCACGCUGGCACUCAAUCGCAUCGGCCACAUCCCAGACAACGCCUUCGCCAACCUCUCUAGCCUGGUGGUGCUGCAUCUGCACAAUAACAGGAUAGAGGAGAUUGGGAAGAACUGUUUCAUUGGCCUGGACAAUUUAGAAACACUAGAUCUGAACUACAACAACCUGAAAAGCUUCCCCGAAGCCAUCCAGACUCUCCCCAAGCUGAAAGAGCUUGGCUUUCACAGUAAUAAUAUCGCCAUCAUACCUGAAGGAGCUUUCCAUAAGAAUCCACUGCUACGCACCAUUCAUCUCUAUGACAACCCUCUCUCCUUCGUGGGAAGGUCGGCUUUCCUCAACCUAUCAGACCUGCACUCUCUGAUGCUGCGUGGUGCCAGUAUGAUGCAGGACUUCCCCAGUCUGAGUGGAACAGGGAAUCUCGAGAGCCUCACCCUAACAGGCACUAAGAUCAGCGCUGUACCUGCAGAUCUGUGUGAGAGCCUCUCUGUUCUCCGGACUUUAGAUCUUUCCUACAAUGAGAUCGAAGUGCUGCCUUCCUUUCAGGGCUGUGUGAGUCUUCAGGACAUAACCCUACAGGAGAACCACAUCCAGAAGAUUGAGCGAGACACCUUCCAAGGCCUGACGAACCUCCGAGUUCUAGACCUGAGCAGAAAUGAGCUGAAGUUCAUCCACCCAGAUGCCUUCCACUCUCUCAGUGCGCUGACCAGCCUGGAUCUGAGCAUGAAUCUUCUAGCCAGUGUACCUACAGCUGGUCUAAAUGCUCUGAACCAGCUCAAGCUGACAGGCAACGUGAACAUGAGGAGCAGCCUGAGCGCCGCCGGCCUUCCCAAGCUCAGGUCUAUAUCAGUGCCGUAUGCAUAUCAGUGCUGUGCUUUCAUUGCCUGUGAUGGCACACUGAAUUCCCUGGAAAGAGAGGACUGGGGGAAAGGCAUUGGUGUGGAUGAGGAGAUGGAGAGGCCCCCCCUGCUUAUGCAUUGUUCUCCUUCCCCAGGAGCAUUUAAACCGUGUGCCCACCUGCUUGGCAGCUGGAUGAUUCGACUCACCAUAUGGUUCAUCUGCCUGGUGGCUCUCCUGUUUAACUGCCUGGUCCUGGCUGCCACGCUUUCUCCACGCAGCUGCUCAGUCUCACCCACCCGCCUGCUCGUGGCCGUCCUGGCAUCCUCCAACCUGCUGACUGGAGUCUACGUGACUGCACUGGUAGUCCUGGAUGCCGCCACCUGGGGCUCGUUCGCAUCCUAUGGCGUGUGGUGGGAGACAAGCGCCGGGUGCCAGGCACUCAGCGUGCUGGCUGUGUUCUCGUCCGAGUGGGCCGUUCUGGUGUUGCCUCUAGCUGCUGUGGAGCGCAGCCUGGCUGUCCGGGCGCUGAUGGGUAAAGCGGGAGUGCUGAGGAGCUGUGACCGGAGGGGUCAGAGAAGGAAGUUUGGACUGGCUGCAGGACUUAUGGGUGUAUUGGCAGCUGGGGUGGCGUUUUUAAGCCUGUAUCAAGGAGCAGUAGAGGGUUCUCCGCUGUGCCUGCCGUUCUCUGGAGGUUUGGCACCUGGGUUGGGCGUGACAGUGGCGCUGGUGCUGCUGAACACCCUCGCAUACCUGUUGAGCGCAGUGAUCUACACAAGGCUCUACUGUGGUCUGGGCCGGGCACAGCUUGCUGAUCCAGAGCAAGCAGGUUCUGUGCGGCAUGUUGCGUGGCUUAUUUUUACUAACUGCAUCUUCUUCUGCCCUGUGGCAGCCUUCUCUUUCGCCCCGCUGCUGACGGGAACGGGGACUGCAGCCGGAAGCCCGGACAUGGCAAAAUCAGUUACGCUGAUCUUCUUUCCUCUGUCUGCUUGCCUAAACCCAGUGCUGUACGUCUGCUUCAGCCCUGCCUUCCGGCAUGACUGGCUCCGCCUAAGGGGGCGGAUCAGACUUGGGAGAGGUGGGAAAGCCAUCGGGACCAGUUCAGCAGGCAUCACGGGAACAGGUGAAGGCGGAGUCUCGAGUGAACUGGGCUACGAAUGUGGCAUGUGCGAACGCUGCGAAGCAGCUCUUCUAGCCCGAGCAUCUUCAUCAUCCGCAUCCUCAUCAUCCUCUUCCUCCUGCACGUGCAGACAUUUAGUGAGGUGGCACAGUUGCCCGGCGCUACCAGCGGGCGAGGUUCCGUGCUCGCGUUCCGAGGGCGACUGGGCCGACUGCGGCACUCUGUCAGCACACUCGGAAUAUGCAGACGAGGGCGACUCGUUCGUAUCGGACAGCUCGGAGCAGGCACAGGCGUGCGGACGUGCGUGUUUCUGCCAGAGUCGCGGCUUACCUUUAGUGCAUUAUUCUUACAACGUGCCCAGCGUUAAAGACUGAGAAUGAGUCACUGCAAACACACACACACACACACACUCGCAUGUUCACACCUUUGCUCAUUCACUACAGAGUGUCUGCUCACAUGGCACACACAAGCACAUUAUGCAGGGAACAGUGGGCAAUUUGAGACACACCCUGGAGCCAGAGACGUUUGACUGGUCAGGAAGCACUUUUAUUUUCA